AUGACUCUGGGGCCUGAUCCCUGCGUCUGGGCGGCUGCCAACAGCGGGGUUCAUGGUCAGGGAGGAAAAUCCCGGCCAGAGGCCAGAGCAGGUGCACCCAGGAACCCCCUCUCCCCACCAGGAGCAGCCUCCCAGCCUUUCAAGGGACUGCCCAAGAGGCCUACUUCUGUCACACCGAAUUCACUACACAGUGAGGCAGCCCGCAUAGAGAGAACACCUGGAGGUAGCGAAGAACAAGAAAAGGAGCAGAUACUCUCAGUAGCCUGCACAGUGCUGCAGGAUGGAGAGAAGGUGAACAACCCUAAGACUUCUUCAGGAGGAAGGUUUCGAGAUUCAACAGAACAAUUUCAGGAAUAUUACAGGCAGAGAUUACGCUAUCAACAGCAUUUGGAACAGAAGGAGCAACAGCAACAGAUAUACCAACAGAUGUUGCUCGAAGGAGGUGUCAAUCAGGAGGAUGGUCCUGAUCAGCAGCAAAAUCUUACUGAACAGUUCCUUAAUAGGUCCAUUCAAAAGCUUGGUGAAUUAAGUAUUGGAAUGGAUAGCCUUGGUAAUGAGGUAUCAGUGCUCAACCAGCAGUGUAAUGGGAGCAAAGGCGAUGGAUCUAAUAGUUCUUCUGUGACUAGUUUUGCUACACCACCCCACGACUGUAGUCAGAGAUUAACACAUGAGACUUCAAAUAUUCACACAAGCACUCCUCGUAAUCCUGGAUCAACAAAUCACAUACCUUUUCUGGAGGAAUCACCUUGUGGAAACCAAAUCUCAUCAGAACAUUCGGUCAUUAAGCCAACUCUUGGAGAUUCUUCAGGGAAUCUAUCAAGGUCAAGAGGGGAAGAGUUGUUUUAUGGGAAAGAGUAA
Messenger RNA from Lemur catta (Ring-tailed lemur), 858 nucleotides. RefSeq names its product WD repeat-containing protein 47-like. The transcript is spliced from 6 exons. The record is from RefSeq and is a predicted model, not a curated record. The coding region runs from base 1 to 858 and encodes 285 amino acids. NCBI's taxonomy places the organism in Eukaryota, Metazoa, Chordata, Mammalia, Primates, Lemuridae.